AUGAAAUGUUUUUUUCUUAGGAUUGAAUUUACCACAUUAGCUGUUCAACAUAAUGCUGUCAAUCUUGGUCAAGGUUUCAUAGAUUAUGAACCACCACAAUAUUUUUUAGAUAUCUAUGACGAAACAGUCAAAGAGCAUAAUAAAUUCUUACAUCAAUACACUCGUGGAUUUGGUCAUCGUCGAUUAGUCGAAGCAAUAUCAAAUGUCUAUUCAUUGUAUUUUAAUCGAAAACUUGAUCCAUUCAAAGAAAUUCUAAUAGCUAGUGGAGCCUAUUCAUCAUUAUUCAAUGCAAUUCAUAGUAUUGUUAAUUCUGGUGACGAAGUUAUUUUAAUUGAACCAUCUUUUGAUUGUUAUGAACCAAUGGUUCGUGCAGCUGGUGGAAUUGUUCGAUGUAUACCACUUCGACCAAGAGUAGAAUCAAUUAAACAAGAUAUAUCAUCGAGUUCGGAUUGGAUACUUGAUAAAAAUGAAUUAGAAUUAAUGUUUAAUUCCCAUACACGUCUUAUUAUAUUAAAUACACCAAAUAAUCCUCUCGGAAAAGUUUUUACAUUGGAAGAACUUGAACAUAUUGCAAAUUUAUGUCAAAAAUAUAAUGUUAUUUGUAUAUCAGAUGAAGUUUAUGAAUGGAUAAUAUAUGAUAAUAAUAAAAAACAUAUACGUAUAGCAACAUUGCCUAAUAUGUGGCAACGAACAUUAACAAUAGGAAGUGCAGGUAAAACAUUUUCAUCAACAGGUUUAAAAUUAGGUUGGACAAUUGGACCAGAACAUCUUAUUCGUUUAAGUCAAAUUGUUCAUCAACAUUCUGUUUAUAUAUGUCCAACUUUAUCUCAAGAAGUUGUGGCACGUUGUUUUGAAUAUGAAUUAAAACGUUUAAAUUCUUCAGAAUGUUAUUUUAAUUCAGUAUCAAAUGAAUUUAUUAAAAAACGUAAUCAAUUUGCUCAAGUUUUAAAAGAAUGUGGAAUGAAACCAAUUAUACCUGAUGGAGGAUAUUUUAUGCUUGCGAGUUUUUCUCAAUUUGCAAAUGAUGAACAGUUUCAAUCAGAAGAAGAUAAUAAGAAAGAUUUUAAAUUUGUUCGAUAUUUAAUAAAAGAAAAACAACUUGCAGCAAUUCCUGUUUCAGCUUUUUAUACAAAAAACCAUCAAUAUCUAGGAGAAAACUAUAUUCGAUUCUGUUUUGCUAAAGAUGUCGAAACAUUGAAUAAAGCAAGCGAUAUUCUGCGAAAACUUAAAGCCAAUUAG
Molecule: messenger RNA, 1239 nt
Organism: Rotaria sp. Silwood2
Lineage: Eukaryota; Metazoa; Rotifera; Eurotatoria; Philodinida; Philodinidae
Source: the annotation of a GenBank genome assembly